Molecule: messenger RNA, 1516 nt
Organism: Solanum dulcamara
Lineage: Eukaryota; Viridiplantae; Streptophyta; Magnoliopsida; Solanales; Solanaceae
Product: protein ELC-like
Exons: 1
Coding region: 188-1237 (349 amino acids)
Biological process (GO): protein transport; endosome to lysosome transport; protein modification process
Cellular component (GO): ESCRT I complex
Molecular function (GO): ubiquitin binding
Source: RefSeq, a predicted model, not a curated record
GAAGUGACAAAUUAGAACAUUUUAUCAUAUGUUCAGAUACUCAAUCGAAACAAAUCAUAGUUCGAGUGUCUAAAUGAAAUUUACUUGCAAGUUUAAAAGGGCUAUUGUAUUCAAUCUAGUUUUUUUCAAUUCACUUUAUAUAUAGUGAUUGAUCAUCACUCCCAAAAUCAGCUAUCUUUGAACUCAAAUGGAUUACUUCAAAUCACUAGCUCAUGAGUUAUUUUCCACAAAUUUUGAAACAUCUCCAUCUUCAAUCCAAUUCAUAGAUGCUGCACUUUCUUGUACAAGCCCACAUUUUGCACCAUCUUACACAGAUCCUAAUCAAAAACGUAUAAUUCGAAGGCACCUCGUCUCUCUGCUUCAUGAUUAUCUUUCUUUCAAACCUUCCAUCGAUGCAUUCAUGCACGAAGAUGGCACGAGUGUCAACUUACUUAACGCAAACGGAGAGUUGCAAGUCUCUUCCUCCACCCCUGCAAUCCCUCUUACCAUUUGGUUACAUGAAAGUUACCCUUUUGUAGCCCCUAUUGUCCUUAUGUCUACAAAUACUACCUAUCCAAUUUAUGACAACCAUCCUUUUGUUGACUCUUCAUCAGGUGCUAUUUCUUCAUUUUACUUAGUAAAUUGGAAGUACCCUGGCUGCAACCUUUCUGAACUUGUGCACAACCUUGUCAAGAUCUUCUCACAUAAUCAUCCUUUUUACUAUUCACCUUCAACUGACAAUUUCUUUCACCCUUCUUUCGCUUCUAGGAGAGAGGCUGUGGACCGUCUCUCGUGCACACUUCAUUAUGACAUGACAGAAUUACUGUCCAAGACUCAUGAAGAGGUGGUGGAGCUUUCAAGCCUUAGAGAACAAAUGGUUAGAAGGGCAAUUGUUGCUGAGUUUUCGGUCGAUGAGAAUGAAAAUGAAAGGACAGAAUUGAAGGAAAGGGUGAAAAUUUUGACAGACGAAGUGGAUAAACUGUCGAAUUGGCUAAAAGUUAAUGAUCAAGAUUCAUUUUCAGGACAUGAAAUUGAGGAUGCAUUUGAAGCUACUGAUGAGAAUUCAAAAACAUUACUUGAUUGCCUAGCAGCAGACAGGGCAACAGAAGAUUUGAUGUAUUCAUUAGAUAAGGCAGUUGAGCAAGGGGUAAUACCUUUUGGUACAUAUAUAAAGCAAGUGAGACUUUUGGCCAAAGAACAAUACUUUGGUAGAGCUAAGCUUGAAAAAAUGGGAAUAUCUCUCCAGUGGCUUGAUUGACGACGCGAUCGUUUAUGAUAUUUUCAUUCACAAAGUGAAAUCAUGUAGGGCUAUAAGCAGAGGCGGAGCCAGAAUUUGAAGUUUGUGGAUUCAGGAUUCUAAUUCUUUCAAGUUACUAGGUUUUAAAGUAAUAAUUUGUGCAUGUUCAAUGAAUUUCUUACGAAAAAUAUAGAAUUUGAACAAAAGUUACACUGGCUCCAACCUUGGCUAUAUAUGUAUAGAAAGCCAAAGUUGAAUCUAUAUUUUUACCUCAAACUUUGUUAUUUGACUAUCAAAGUU